Messenger RNA from Parnassius apollo (apollo), 603 nucleotides. The record is from the annotation of a GenBank genome assembly. Lineage: Eukaryota; Metazoa; Arthropoda; Insecta; Lepidoptera; Papilionidae.
AUGGCAUAUGGCAAAAAACAGCGCAGUGCUAGGCUGGUGAAUUUAGCUCUUAAUCAAAUAGAUACAGAUAACAGCUCCCUGAACACUUCAAAUAGACGGGUUUCAAAUACUACAGCUUGUGGUUCUAGUCAAAGAUUGGGGCAGAAACGAGCAAGGUCUUUGUCAGCACAAUUUCAAAGUACAUCUGAAUUUAGGUCUGAUUCAUAUAAUUCCUCCACAUCACAGGCUCAAACAUUUUAUCAUUCUCAUAAGAAACGAGCCAGAUCUGUUUCAACACAUGUCAAACCGGCAUCUAAUAUAGAAUCUCUAAAUUCAUCACAAGAGGGUAUACUUUUGCCAUCAAUAUCCACUGACCAAAAUUGGACCAGGAGACGAGCAAAGGUAUUAUCAACACAUUUUGAAUGUGAGACUCAUACAGAAUCUUGCAAUGCAUUAGACCAUGCAGAAUCUAUAAUUCACAAUAUUCAGCAUUCAAAAAGGGAUCCUUCGCCUCAUUUAAAAAAACUGGAAUUGUCCAUUCCUAUUUUCCAUGAAUCUACUGUAAGAGAAUUCGUGCAAUCUGCAAUGCAAUUUACAUCAACAUCUGGCCCAUUACGAAGUUAG